GAAUAAUCGAUGAGCCUCACGCGUGGAGGAGGAACCUUGCUCCCAAUCGCUCUCCACAAGCUUCACGAAGCAACAACAUCUACAACACCACAGACGCGGAUCAGUUCUUCUGUCGUUAAUCGGUUGGGCUACAGCGAAUAUGACGACCACAGACGCGGACCGAGUCACGGUCGCGAAGCUGAUUGGUCUUUGUCUGAGACGACGGGUUCCUCCCGACGACUUUGUUGUUUUAUUACGAGAGCUUGUUGCUCAGAAUUCUACUGAAGAUAGUUCGAUAUGCCACGACCUGCUCCAACCCCCACUGACCACCUUCACCGAUCCUCUCCUCGUCCGCUACAUCGUCUCCGCCUCGACCGCAAACCCGCCCCUCAUCUCCCUCUCAUCUCUUCUUCUCUCCCUCGAAGUCUCAGCAAACCCCGAAACACUAACAGAUGUCCUCGGUUCCCUCGCCUCUGCAGUCUCAUCAAACACCUGGACGCCCUCCCGCGCCGGCGUCGUCAGCGACCUCGUCAGCGUCCUCAGCAGACUCCUCACGCAGCUCGCGAGCAAUAACUCUGUCUACCUGAGCAUGAACAACGGCGAUCAAUCCGCCGUCGAGCUGAUCAGAGACGUGACCGCAGAGUUUACAAUCGCUUUGAGCUCGAAUAGUGAGUUUGCAAAGAUGUUUAAUGCUGCUGCAAAUAAAGAUCAACAAAACGAGUUUCAAACAGCUCUAGAAAUGUUCAUCAAUCACCUCCACAUCACGAAUCAGCCUCUAGCAGAAAAACUAUCUGCCGCGAUAUCAUCCAAUCUAAACAUAACCUCCUCUCUACCAACUCCCACAGCACCGGCCCUAGUCACUCAAGAAGUACCUGCCGCCCGUACAAAGGGUCAGGUAGAGAAACUCGAAUGGGUCGAAUCGCUACUUUCCGGGCCACGUCCGCAGUUUGGAUCGGCCGACUUUGCCACCCGGCUGACAGCUUUAUUCACGACGGAAAGCGGCGACGUCGCAAUCUCGUCCCUGACUUCGUCGUCGCUCGACGCGCUCUCGCACUGUGCAUUAUCCCAGGAAUCAAAUAGCAGCACGUACCGGGAAUCCUCGCGCGUCAAACUGUGGAAAGCGUUCAUAAUCAACAGACUGCCUCUUAUUUUCAAAAACCACCUCUCCGAGCUUCCAUCUGCCACUUUUGAGUACGCGCUGCGGAAACCGCUGCUGUCGAUCGACGAAAGCACGCUGGCGCUGCUGAACCGGCAGGACGAGAACGAGAUCGACAUGAUGUUCUCCACCGCCACGCCGUACGAUAUCAGGCGCGAGUUUUUGAAGAGUAUGGUGAAAUGCGGGUUAAUCGAACCGAACGCGAUCGAUCGGGUGGUUGGUGGUGGUCCGGCUAAUGAGAACGAUGGGAUGGGACAGGAUAUGACGGGCGAAGAGACGUCGGCUGAAAAGCUUCCGGGUAGCGUGGAGUUGAUCAUGGAGAUGGUCAAUAAUUCUUACGAUAGCGAGGGCGCGAUUAAGAUGGUGGUCGGGCAAGUUGUCGAGGCCGACUGUUUAACGCAGCAUCUAGCUAUUGAUGCCAUUAUCAGCCUCCUUGAGUCCUGGAUCGAGCAGCGCGAGACCUACAGACUUCGAAUACUGGCACAAGAAGUCGCGCACGACACGCAGGUCAUGAAUCUCAUGCUCGUCUACCGAGACCCUUACGAGAUUCUCAAGCCACUAAUCACUUGUCUCGACACUUGGCUCUACGAAGACGAAACAAAUUUCCAAGACAACUACACAGACUUUGGCGUCAUUUUGCUCUUCAUAUGUGCCUUCUACUACCAUUUCAAGCUCGACAUUCGCGAGCUAGGCGAGCUGGGCGAGCACUCGUUUGUGCGGAAAUACCUCACUUCGUCUGGUGCCGCGCAGCCUGCCGAGAUGCUGAAUGAAGAGAACCUAGAUCUGCUCGGGGGUUGGAUCACAGCGCUUUUCGAUACCAACGGAAUCUCAGACGAACUCAUGAAAUCAUGCACACCGAUGGCCUACUCCCUCCUAGUCCCCACGAUCUUCUACCAAGCCGUAACCGCCUGCAACCGCAACUUCCUCGACAUGGACACCCUCAAAGGCGGUCUCGAAUACUUCUUCCAACCCUUCCUCCUCGCCUCCAUCGUCGGCGCCCUGCACUGGCUCUCCCACCAUCUCUGGACCCUGCGCGACAUCAGCGUCCCGCUCCAGAUCCUCCAGGCUCUCGUCAUGCCGCCUUCGCUUCCCGACGAAGCCGUCCCGAUCCAUAAACUCGUCCUGAGAAUCGGCUCCGCGCCCGUGUAUCAUAACAUUCAGGAGAUUAUGAGUAAAGGAAACUCAGGUGGCGUGGUGCUUCCCGAUUCCGUAGAUUUGGUCGGCGUCAUUAAAGUAUUAACGCCCCAUCUCGACUUUCGCAAGGAGCUUUAGAUAUCUAUUUUUGUAUACUAGA
Myxozyma melibiosi is the source of this 2429-nucleotide messenger RNA. RefSeq names its product mediator complex subunit Med5-domain-containing protein. Gene Ontology annotation, cellular component: mediator complex. The coding region runs from base 140 to 2407 and encodes 755 amino acids. The transcript has 7 exons. The record is from RefSeq and is a predicted model, not a curated record. NCBI's taxonomy places the organism in Eukaryota, Fungi, Ascomycota, Lipomycetes, Lipomycetales, Lipomycetaceae. Gene Ontology annotation, molecular function: transcription coregulator activity. Gene Ontology annotation, biological process: regulation of transcription by RNA polymerase II.